Molecule: messenger RNA, 3608 nt
Organism: Podarcis muralis (Common wall lizard)
Lineage: Eukaryota; Metazoa; Chordata; Lepidosauria; Squamata; Lacertidae
Source: RefSeq, a predicted model, not a curated record
CUGCAGCCCAAUACACUUCUUCCCCUCCAGGGCUGCCCAGUCAUUGUCCCAACGCUGAGCGCUGCCUUUGUGGAUGAGAACCUUCCUGACGGAACUCGCCUGCACCCAAGGACGACCUUCAUCAAACAUUGGCGCAUGAGGAACACUGGCAACAUGGAGUGGAGCUCUGACACUAAGCUGAAAUUCAUGUGGGGGAACUUAACUCUGGUGUCCUCGGACAGGAAGGAUGUCCUUGUGCCCUCCCUGCUGCCUGGGCAAGAGGGGGUUGUCUCUGUGGAGUUUGUAGCUCCUCCAAUGGAAGGAACCUACACGUCUCAUUGGCGGUUAUCGCACAGAGGGGAGCAGUUUGGGCCCCGGAUCUGGUGCAGCAUUGUGGUAGACCCCUCCUGCAACACAGACUGCCCAGAGAAUAGCAAACUGGUGUCCAGUUUUUCCCAGAAGGGCAGUUCGCAUUGUAAGAAAGAGGAAAGACCCUCAAAGUUCAAGGGGCAAACUCUGCAAACUGCUGAUGGUGCCACGACGGGAGGCGUGGCCGGCCGCGCUGCUCCACCAAAGCUGAAGAGCAUCCUCAGCGCUAGAGAGUUCUACAUCCCGUCAGUUGACCUGCUUACAGCUCAGGAUCUGCUCUCCUUUGAACUGCUGGACAUUAACAUAGUGCAGGAACUGGAGCAGGUUCCACACAACACUCCUGGAGAUGCCCAGGCAGGGAAAGGGAAGGCUGAGAAUCCGGCUAACUCCGAGGAAGGAGAGGAAGACAUGAGUGGGACCCAGUUUGUUUGUGAAACAGUAAUUCGUUCUCUCACCUUGGAUGCUGCGCCUGACCACAGGCCCCCACAGAGGAAGGAAUCGUUGCAGAGUUCUCUACAAGCACUACAGGACAAUGCCCACUGCAGCCCAAACAAGGACCCUGUUAGGAUAGAAAAUGUUCUUUCUCCAACACUACAGGAACCAGAGUCCAAGAAUCAAGGCAUAGAGGUGGCCAAAGAACCUGAGUUUGAGGAACUCCUGCUGCAAGACGGGGCGGAAUCGAGUGAUGGAGAGACCGAGGAUGAUGCCAAGGAUGAAGUCUGCAGCCAAGCAUCCUCUACCUCCUCUGAGGAUUACAUCAUCAUCCUCCCAGAGUGUUUUGACACCAGCCGCCCUCUAGGCGAGUCCAUGUACAGUUCUGCACUCUCUCAGCCCAGCUUGGAAAAAGUGGCCGAGGCCUCGGCAAGCCCUGCGGGAGAGAACCAGCCCUCAGCUCACAGUAUCAACGACAUGCUAACCACCUCACAGACACUGGACGAGGUGCCUCUGACCCCUCAGAUCCUGGAACCACAUCCUGCAAGAUCUCUGGCCCCUCCCCAAAACAACAGCUCCCAAGAAACAAGUGUUCCCAGUGGAGAGGACGCCUCUUGGUGGGUUCCAGACCAAACCAGAGAAGUUCCUGCUCUCAAGCUCCCAAAUAUCUCUCUUGUAGUGGUCCAAGGAGCAGAUGUUCCUGAACCUCCGCCUGCAGGGAAUGUACAUAGCACACCAACAUGUCCAGAGUUCUCCAGGCACACCCAUGGGAACAGCCUCGCUGGUGACCUCGUGAAAGGGGCCUUGUCAGUGGCUGCCUCUGCUUACAAGGCGCUGUUUGCUGGACCGCCCACCGUGGAGCAGGCUCUUCCUGUGGCCACCGAGGAGCAAAUGAACCCCUUCCUAGCCAACCUGAGCGAGAUGGGCUUCUGCGACAGGCACCUUAACCUCAGGCUGCUACGGAAACACAACUGUGAUAUUUCCCAAGUUGUCACUGAGUUGCUGCAGCUGAGUCACAGCGAUUGGUACGAAAACCAGUAUUGAACCUUUCUCCUCACCGUGCUCAUUAAAACCUGAGCAGUAAAUGGCACCAGCAGCUUCCAGCUCCCUUCUGUUCCAGCACAGCAGAGAUGGCUUGGCUUCUGUUUCCCAUUGCAUCAUGGUUCGUCACCACCACGACCACCAGUAUCCAAUGACUCGGGCACUAGGAUUUCUUUAAAACACUAAGGUUCCUUCCCCCAACUGGUAUAAUUCCAGAUUUUGUUGUAGUAAAAAGAGGUGAAUGUACACACGAAAUACAAGUGAGCUGUGUUCCUAAGAAUUUUAGGGCUUUCGUUCAUGAGCGGCAAGCAAGUAAGAACCAGAGACUUGAGGGGCCUUCCUGUAUUGUUCCUGCCUAUCUGCCCAUCUCCAUCCAGCGGUGGAGCUAAACUAAAGACCAGCUUUUCCACAUUCUGUCCUCUCAUGAAGGCGGUGGGUGGAGCCCUUUGUCCUCUAGUUUUGGAAUCAUCCUGCAUUUUGUUGGAGCAAUAAUUCCACCAGCAUUUUCAUGUUGUGUUUUGCAGACGCUACCUUAAAAUGCAUUCGUCAUAGUCUAGCUGUUGGCGUUCUUGGCCAGUCCCGUCAAAACCUAAAUGCUGCUGUUUGCUGUUAGUUACUGGGAGUGAAAUAGACUAUGAAAGGAGCAAAGUCGGUAGCAAGACUGGGUGGGUGGUUCGCCAUAAAAAUACCAAAACAAAGAGCAGUUGCUCCUCCUGUGUAAAUCUUUAGAGGUAUUAUUAAUAGCUAUUAUAACUUAAGUAUUUGAUUGACACAUGGUCAAGACAUGCUUGGUGGGGGAAACGACACAAAACUAUUUUUGUAGACCCAUUCCUCCUGUUUAGAUGAAUAGACUCUCACAUACAAGAUUUCUGUCCCACCCUGCCCAGCCAAUGGACCAAUUUUUUUGGGGGGGGGGAAUGCACAGUUUUUAACAAACGUUGAUUCAAUUUAAACAUGCUAAUAAAGCCCUUAAAUAUGCAUUUGCAUAAUAUUGAGCAUAAAAGAACAUGAGGAAAUGCUGAAUCAGAGAUGGCAUUAUGGGAGGAAGUUUCCUCCAUCCCAUCAGGAAAAAGAGACUGAAGAAAGUUCUGCCCAAAGCCCAUUGAAUAAACAGGAUGUGUACCCAUUCCAACUGGAUUAUUUAGCUCUCAGGUGCUCCUUUUUCAAACAAUAUAAAAAGAAUGGCUGCUAUCAUUUAAAAAAGACACAGCUACCCUCGGAGAUGUGGCUGAACCCAUACCUGUUUUUUUGUGCGGUGGGGUAAACACAGGUUGGUUUUUUCCUGUGACUUUGGGCUAAUAUGAUUGGGAGGGAAAAUUCAGAAAUGAUGGAAGCGAUUAAGACCCCUUUUUGCUUUAGAAGAGGGAAAAUGAAACGAAACACCUACUUCUGCAGUGCACUGCCUUUCCCCACCCUCAUUUAACUUGUGCAUGGAAAGCUACAUAUCUCUGAUCAGAGAUCUCCAGAUUAGGACUUACUUUGCUUUGGGUUGAUGGGUGAGAAUCUUGGUAUUCCUAGGUAGAUCAUAUUGUUUGACUUGAAUUAGUUCUCUUGCUACCAAUCCUAUUGGCAAACCUCUUGUUAACCCUGGUAGAAAUAUCUUUCUUUUUAGGUUUCAUAAAAGCUGAACUUUUCUUUCAUUGGCUUCAUAAUAUUUUAUGAGAGGGGUGCAUGGAUGAUAAUUUUAAAAAGUGCAAAUAUUAUGAUCUUUGUAUAUUGCUUAGAAUAAACACUUUGAACAGUCUUUGGGGUGUGACAAAUGUUAAAAUAAAGUAUACAUUAAAUAA